Sphaeroforma arctica JP610 is the source of this 382-nucleotide messenger RNA. RefSeq lists its product as hypothetical. The transcript is spliced from 2 exons. NCBI's taxonomy places the organism in Eukaryota, Ichthyosporea, Ichthyophonida. The record is from RefSeq and is a predicted model, not a curated record. The annotation marks the transcript as partial.
ACUUUGAUUUCCGAAGAUGCGAACACCGCACUGGCCGCUACACCCAACUCCGCCUUGCAAGCCAUUGGGAUAGAGGCAGUAGGUAGCGAUAACAACGAGCCUACGGUCCUGCCGUCCUCUACCCCGGCGCCUUCACCGUCGCCGUCGGCCUCGGGACCUCCACAGGAAGAUGACAGCAGCAAUACAGCGCUCAUUAUCGGGGUUGUGGUGAGUGUGGUUGUACUGCUGCUGGUCUGCUGCGUGUGCGCUGGGGGUCUCUGGUGGUAUUUGAGAAAGAAAAAGGGAAACAAGACCGAUGGGAGCCGUGGCUCAGCACAACAAACCUCUAACCCACGAAUGGACCAAAUGGGAGGCAUAGACAAUCGGGGUAGUAUGUACGGAG